Messenger RNA from Maniola jurtina (meadow brown), 1958 nucleotides. RefSeq names its product glucose dehydrogenase [FAD, quinone]-like. The record is from RefSeq and is a predicted model, not a curated record. Gene Ontology annotation, molecular function: flavin adenine dinucleotide binding; ecdysone oxidase activity. The coding region runs from base 13 to 1881 and encodes 622 amino acids. The transcript is spliced from 3 exons. NCBI's taxonomy places the organism in Eukaryota, Metazoa, Arthropoda, Insecta, Lepidoptera, Nymphalidae.
AAUAUGUGAAUAAUGUAUUAUAAAGUGUUCGCGACAAAAUUUCGUGCUUUCAUAAGGACUACCAUAGACAGACCGUGGGUUCAGUGGUUGCUACGAUUGUUGACAUUCUUGGAGGUCAUUGCUUCUGUUGGAUGGCCACAAUCCUUUCCAUUGAGAGAUGGAUACAAAUUCGACUUCAUCGUGGUCGGGGCUGGUUCGGCCGGCGCCAUCGUCGCCACGAGGCUCAGCGAGGUGCCGCACUGGAAAGUGCUGCUACUUGAAGCAGGGGGCGACCCUCCGCCUGCCAGUGUGAUACCGAGUAUGUUUGGGCUAAUCACGCACUCAGAGUACGAUUGGGAUCACGGCGCAGAUCUCGACCCGGGAACUGGGCAGGUCCAUGUCGAUAGAAAAGUCUACAUGGGUGGGGGAAAGAUGCUAGGAGGCUCAUCGUCAAGUAACUUACAGAUUUACGCGAGAGGAGCACCAGAGGACUUCGAAGAGUGGAACAAAAUAGCACCAGGCUGGGAUUGGGAUACAGUUUUACAUUACUACAAAAAGCUCGAACACGUGACAGAUCACUCAGUUUUACAGAAUCCACAUAAUGCUCAUUAUCAUUCAACAACCGGCCCUGUUGGUAUAUCACGACCUAGGGCAAACGAUUAUUACGAAAGAGUACACGACCAAGUUUUAAGUUCAUGGGAAGAAAUGGGAAUAAAACGACUGUUAGAAACAAAUGGACCAGAAAUAUUAGGAGCAUCUCGACCACACUUCACUUUCGCUAACGGCAGAAGAUCCAGUACAGCUGAGGCGUAUUUACGUCCAACGAAAGACAGACCAAACUUUUACAUUACAAAAUUUGCAAGGGUUAUCAAAGUGUUAAUAGAUUCAUCCACUCUACGAGCAUACGGUGUCAAAGUUUUGCUUAAAACUGGUGAAAUUAUAACACUGUACGCUAACAUUGAGGUGAUUUUAUCUGCUGGCUCCAUACAUACACCAAAACUUCUAAUGCUGUCGGGGGUAGGUCCUCGUGAAGUUUUGGAACCAUUUAAUAUCCACACUAUCGCCGACCUUCCCGUUGGUAAAAAUCUUCAGGACCACCUAUUCGUAACUCUAGUUAUAAAAGGUCAAAAAGGUUUUCAAACAGCCGUUCAGAAUUUGUUGGCCCCUGGGGAAUUAGACAAGUUUCCAAUACCCCUACAAAAUGGUUUCAUAAGACUCAACGGCUCUGCUAGCAAGUAUUAUGGCAAAAAUAAACCUCAUAUUCAGAUAUUUAACAUUCGAGUCGGGGCUACAGCGGCUCCUGCUCUUUUGUUUGGUUGUCGAGUAACAGCUAACUUAGCUGAAGAUUAUUGCUAUUCAGUGAGUAAAGCCAACGUGUAUCGCGAAAUAGAUCUUAUGAACUUGCUUUUGCUCCAUCCAAAAUCAAGAGGUCAAGUAAGAUUGAGAAGUAGUGACCCUUUAGUUCCUCCAUUGAUAGAAAUAGGGUUCUUUAGAAACAUAAAAGAUGUAGGAAUAGUCGUAGAAGCUAUAAAAUUUAUGUUAAGGAUAACUGAAACGACGUAUUACAGAAAAGUGGGUGGAGAAGUUGCUAGGUUAGACGUUAGAGGCUGUGAAGGACUUCAUUAUGGAACCGAUGAAUACUGGGCAUGUUAUGCUGUCAAUACUGUAAAUUCAUUGCUGCAUCCCGUAGGAACGUGUUCGAUGGGACCAGACGGAGUAGUCGAUGAACGAUUAAGGGUUCAUAAGAUCAAAGGAUUGAGGGUUGUGGACGCAUCGGUUAUGCCUCUAAGUCCGAGUGGAAACACCAACGCGCCAACAAUGAUGAUAGGUGAGAAAGCAGCAGAUAUGAUUAAAGAAGAUCACAAUAUAAUACAUUCACACAACGACGAAUAUUACGGGUAAUAAAGGAAUAAGGACUCAUUUUAACAGAUGCCAAAUAUUAUAUUCAGUCAAGUAGAAUAGAUGUUUUAUAUAGGAGA